AUGAAUAGCUCCGCGGUUCUGUCUUCCCUGGCGAGGCGGUAUGCAGCUUCCGAUGAUUUGCCCUCUACUUUUGCCCUCGACUCUCUCUUUGAUUUGCGGACCAUUUAGCCUCGUCGCCGUCGUCAUGGUUGCAGGCUGGAGGGGAAGGUGGCCAUCGUCACCGGCGGCGCCAGCGGCAUCGGAGAGAGCACCGCCAGGCUUUUCGCCCGGCAAGGUGCCAAGGUCAUCAUCGCCGACAUCCAGGAUGAGAUGGGCCAGGAGGUCUGCAGGGAAAUCGUGGGCGACGGCGGCAUGGCCUCCUACGUCCACUGCGACGUCUCCUCCGAGGCCGACGUCCAGGCCGCCGUGGAGACCAGCCUGAGGUCUCACGCCCGGCUGGACGUCAUGUUCAACAACGCCGGCACCGUCGGGGAGUACAGGUCCCACCUCGACUUCGACAGGUCCGACUUUGAGAAGGUGUUUGCGGUGAACGUGAUCGGCGUCUUCCUGGGCAUCAAGCACGCGGGCCGAGCCAUGGCCUCCACCGGGCGAGGCAGUAUCAUCAACACCGCCAGCAUCGCCUCGGUCAUGGGCGCCAUGGCGACGAUCCCCUACACGGCGUCGAAGCACGCCGUGGUGGGGCUGACGAGGGACGCGGCCGUGGAGCUGGGCCACUACGGCGUGCGGGUCAACUGCGUCUCCCCUCAUCUUUUGGCGUCGCCCUUGGCCUGCAGGGCGCUUGGGAUGGACACAAGAGCCAUGGAAGACGCCGCGGAGAAGAGCUCCGUCCUAAGUGCCGCGGCGUUGAAGGCGCAGGAUAUCGCCGAGGCGGUGCUCUACCUGGCCAGCGACGAGUCCAGAUACGUCAACGGCCAUAACCUUGUUGUGGACGGCGGCUACACCACAACCAAUCCCAGCCUGGGGGCACACCUCUUUGCCUCCUCUUCCUGA
Spirodela intermedia is the source of this 930-nucleotide messenger RNA. Lineage: Eukaryota; Viridiplantae; Streptophyta; Magnoliopsida; Alismatales; Araceae. The record is from the annotation of a GenBank genome assembly.